AUGGCGACGAAUUUGUAUGGGGAGUUCAACCAGAAGAUAGAUUACGUGUUCAAGGUGGUGCUGAUCGGGGACUCGGCCGUGGGGAAGUCGCAGCUUCUGGCUCGAUUCUCCAGGAAUGAAUUCAGCUUGGAUUCCAAGGCCACGAUCGGGGUGGAGUUCCAGACACGGACCGUCCUCAUCGACCAGAAGACCAUUAAGGCUCAGAUUUGGGAUACCGCUGGGCAGGAGAGGUAGUUUCUGUUCUCUUGUCCGAAUUUCCCGGGCCAAUUUAUUCAGUUCAUCGUCGAAGAGGUUGGAUGACUCCGGAUCUCCGGACAGCUGGUUUCUAGGGUUCUUGUUGCGUGUUUUCCUCUUUCCGAACAGGGAACUAACCACUUAUUCGCGUGAGCUUCUAAUUCGAGACCUUCGUUCGCGUAUCUUUCGAUAGAAUUGUCCGAACAGGUUCUCAUCUUGAUCUAACCGGGAGUGUCGAAUCUUUUCGAUCUUAAAAGGAUGUGGAAACUAUCCUUCCUUGUCGAUGGAUGCACAUUUAAUUUUUAUCCACAAUCAUUUCAGCGAUCGCUUUGAUUUCCGUUUCAAGCGCAAUGUAAUUUAGGUUUAAGAAGAUCUCUUCCCCCCAGACAGGAACAUAGGCAUUCUUAGACCCCCUGUGCGUUCGGUUCGUUAGCAUUUCCUAAAUGGUCUAUAAUUCGUGCCAGUAUACAUUGCUCGAUUUCUUCAGCUCUCUUCAGGCCGAUAGAAAAUGUCUCAGUUGGGUUCUAGCAGUAACUUUUCAGCACCGCUGCUACUUUGCUCGAGCCCCUUCAUACGCAGAAGAACCUGCUUUGUCAUCUAGAAUCCGAGUGGUCAGGCUGAAGCUUAUCUGGAACGUAGAAUGAACAGAUCGCAUUUCGCGUCAUCUCCCUACUACCUGGUUCCCGGAAUCCUGACACUUCCUUCCAUUGCCAUGGCCCAUGCUAAGAGGACCUAACUAUACCCAUGGAGAACCUGGAUACUCAUCUAGUUUCUUCAGAGAAUCAACAGAAAUUGUUGUCAGAACUUUUACAUCUUAAUGUCUCAUUGUCUGGUCACGGUAGAAACAAAGGUGGGAUCAGAUAUUUUGUAGGGUCGGAAAAAUCUUGCAGCCUGUCGCAAAGAUGGAAGGGGACAUAGGAGCUGAGGAGAUGGAACCUCUGUACUCUCUCGUUACUGGUUUCCUUCAUCACAUCUACACUAAGUGGAAUAGAUGUCUAUGCAUAUCGGCCAACUGGCCUCUUCUUUCAUCUCCUAUACCUAUUUUGCAUCAUUUUUGCGUUCCAUCCUGUGGGUUAGCCAUCGAACUUGAAUUGAUCUUAUUUCCUGCUUCUGUCUGUCGGUUGUGAUUUGGUCAUAAGGAGGAAUCCUCACAUCGUGGAGGCCGGGUCCUUUUCAUUCUCAUGUAGUCAUUCGCGUCACUCCUAUCCAUGAUCAGACGGCUCCACUGGUUUGCUGAUGAGUCAGAAUGGUAGGGCAAUCGGUUGUUUCCCCUGAUUACAUCAUAGUUACCUUCACGUGUGCGACAGGAGAACUUUCCUCCCCGAUAUGAUUGAGUGUCCGAUUCUCACCCAAAGUCAACUGAGCGUCAUGCUGUCUUAAAACGUUCCUUUUUGUCUUGGUGAAAUGUGAACCCGAUUUCUAUGGGAUCUUUGGACACGUUUCUUGAAAAAUGUAACCAGCGGUCCACCAAGAUCUUGUUGCUGCCGUCUUCAGCUACUCACUCCACAGGAAUUCUUCAUCAAGUUUUGAAGUUCCUAUCCACUAGAUUUGCAGCAUCCAUCAACUAUUGUUCUUAAGUGUUUCAUGGUCAAUGAACUCCCCUACUCUGAGUAGUUCAUACCCAUUCAUCUCCUUCAGUCCAUGAACACAGUGCUCCCGAGACAGAUCGAAUCAGGCUGAUUCAGGGGAAACACUGAUCCACCCGAGAUUUCUUUUUUCCUUUUUAAAUUCCUUCUGGAUGACAGUUCUUCUGCAGGAUCAUCCUCACCGAUCGAUCGGAAGGAAUGUUGAUGAUCUGUGGUCUGGCUGGUGGGGUUCUCAGGUACAGGGCAGUGACGAGCGCCUACUACCGGGGAGCGGUGGGGGCAAUGCUGGUGUACGACAUUACCAAGCGGCAGUCGUUCGACCACAUGGCGAGGUGGCUGGAGGAGCUGCGGGGGCACGCCGACAAGAACAUCGUCAUCAUGCUGGUGGGCAACAAGUCGGACCUCACAACCCUGCGAGCCGUCCCCACGGAGGACGCCAAGGAGUUCGCGGAGAGGGAGAGCCUCUUCUUCAUGGAGACCUCCGCUCUCGAGGCCACCAACGUGGAGCCCGCUUUCCUGACGGUGCUAGAAGAGAUCUACCGGGUCAUCAGCAAGAAGGCGCUCAUCGCCAACGGGGACUCCGGGCCGGCGGGGGGCUCCAGCUUCCUCAAGGGGACGAAGAUCAUCGUCCCCGGCCAGGAGCCCGCUCCCGGUGCCACCUCCUCUUCAAGCUGCUGCCUGUCGUCGUAG
Messenger RNA from Spirodela intermedia, 2510 nucleotides. Lineage: Eukaryota; Viridiplantae; Streptophyta; Magnoliopsida; Alismatales; Araceae. The record is from the annotation of a GenBank genome assembly.